UGCCGCCCGCCAGCCCUCCCAGGGGGCACCGGCCCGCGCCCGGCCUCCCGCCAGCCCCGCGCCUCACCCCGCGCCCCAAAUCAUUGUAGGUUUGGUGUCUUGGAAGUAUGGAAUCAAUCUCUAUGAUGGGAAGUCCCAAGAAUCUCAAUGAAACUUUUCUACCAAAUGCUGCCAAUGGCAUCAAGGAUGUCAGUAAGGUCACAAUAGGCAUCAUUGGAAGUGGAGACUUUGCCAAAUCAUUGACAAUCAGACUUAUCAGAUGUGGGUACCACGUGGUCGUAGGGAGCAGAAACCCUAAACAUGCUGCUGACUUCUUUCCCCAUGUGGUUGAUGUCACUCACCAUGAAGAUGCAGUAGCUAAAACAAACAUCAUUUUUGUAGCCAUACACAGAGAACAUUACACCUCUUUGUGGGAUCUCAAACAUUUACUUGCUGGUAAAAUUCUGAUUGAUGUCAGCAAUAAUACAAGAGUAGACCAAUAUCCAGACUCCAAUGCAGAGUAUUUGGCAUCACUUUUUCCUGAUUCCCUAAUUGUCAAAGGAUUCAAUGUCAUUUCAGCGUGGUCACUACAGUUAGGACCAAAAGAUGCCAGCAGACAGGUCUAUAUAUGCAGUAACAAUGUUCAGGCCCGCCAUCAAGUUAUUGAGCUUGCCCGUCAGCUCAGUUUCAUUCCUAUUGAUUUGGGGGCAUUGUCAUCUUCAAGGGAAAUUGAAAACCUGCCUCUGCGACUGUUCACCCUGUGGAAGGGGCCUGUACUCAUUGCCAUUAGCCUGGCAACAUUUUUCUUCAUCUAUUCCUUUGUCAGAGAUGUCAUCCAUCCAUACAUGAGAAAUCAGCAGAGUGACUUUUACAAGAUUCCCAUUGAGAUUGUGAACAAGACCCUGCCAAUUGUUGCUAUCACUUUGCUUUCUCUAGUAUAUUUAUCAGGACUCAUUGCAGCUGCUUAUCAGCUUUACUAUGGCACUAAGUACCGGCGCUUUCCUCCUUGGCUGGACAACUGGCUCCAGUGUCGAAAGCAGCUUGGACUGCUCAGCUUUUUCUUUGCAUCAGUGCACGUGGUGUACAGCCUCUGCUUGCCUAUGAGGAGAUCAGAGCGGUACUUGUUCCUCAACAUGGCAUAUCAACAGGUUCAUGCGAAUAUUGAAAAUUCUUGGAAUGAGGAAGAAGUGUGGCGAAUUGAAAUGUAUAUCUCCUUUGGAAUAAUGAGUCUUGGAUUGCUUUCUUUGCUUGCAGUAACUUCCAUCCCUUCAGUAAACAGUGCCUUAAACUGGAGGGAGUUCAGUUUUAUUCAGUCUACACUUGGAUACAUUGCUCUGCUUAUAAGUACUUUCCAUGUACUGAUUUAUGGAUGGAAGAGAGCUUUUGAAGAAGAGUAUUACAGAUUUUAUACACCACCAAAUUUUGUUCUUGCCCUUGUUCUGCCUUCCAUUGUAAUUGUAGGUAAGAUCAUCUUACUUUUGCCAUGUGUAAGUAGGAAACUGAGGAGAAUCCGAAGAGGAUGGGAGAAAAGCCAUGUUAUAGAAGAAGUAAGUGGGUCUGUUCCACAUCUUUCUCCAGAAAGGAUAACUGUAAUGUGAUGAUAUUUGUUAACACUGUUGUACAUGUUUGGGCUUUGAUUUUUGAUUUUUUUGUCUAUGUCAAAUAAACUUGCAUUUUUAGGAGUUUAGUUAAGUAGGAGUCUUUGUAAAGUCUCUUGCUUGACAUAUAGUACAAGCUCUUAACCAAGCUAUGAGAAGUCUAUAACUAGAAGACAACUACUUCUGAUAACUACAAAAAUAUUUUUCUUUUGUAUUACAGAAGGCAGAUGAUUAUGAAAUAAAUAAAAAAUUAAUGUUCCUUUGCACAGUUAUAUCACAAUAGUAUUAUAUUAGAACCAGGCUUUACGGAUAUUUUUUUGACUUAGAGCAUAUGUGUCAGAGUGCUCUUUACUAUAUGACAUUUUCUGGGCAGUGUUUCUUCUAUUAAAACCACAUUUCUGGGCUAGUGAGUUCAAAAUAUAAAGUAAAUUAUUUAAGAAAUAACUAGGGUUUGAAACAAAUUAAUUUGUAAUGCUCACAGAAUCACAGAAUGGUUUGAGUUGGAAGGGACCUUAAAGAUCAUUAAGUUCCAAUGCCCCUGUCAUGGGCCUUGACAACUUUCACCAGACCAAGUUACUCAAAGCCCCAUCCACCCUAGCCUUGAACACUUCCAGGGAUGGGGCAUAAACAACUUCUCUGGACAACCUGUGCUAGUGCCUCACCACCCUCACAGUAAAGAAUUUCCUCCAAAACUUUAAAUCUAAACCCAAUCUAAACUGACUCUCAUUUCAUUUAUAGCCAUUCCCCCUUGCCCUGUCACUACAUGCCAUUGCCCUCUCCAGCUCUCUUGCAGACUCCCUUCAGGAACUGGAAAGCUGCAAUUAGGUCACCCCUAAGCCAUCCCUUCCAGGCUGCACAAACCAGAUUCUCUCCACCUUUCCUCCCAGGAGAGGCUCCCCAGCCCUCUGACAUCUCGGUGCCCCUGCUCUGGACUCCAACAGCUCCAUGUCCUUCCAGAGCUGGGUGCCAUGUUCCAGGUGGGAUCUCUCUCCCCAGAGCAGAGCAGAGGGACAAAACCUCCCUGCCCUGCUGCCCACGCUGCUCUUGGUGCAGCCCAGGACACGUUUGGCUCUCUGGACUGUGAGUGCACAUGGCUGGGUCAUGUCCAGCCUCUCACCCAGCAGCACCCCCAGGACUCUCUGGGCAGGGCUGCUCUCAAUCCCUUCAUCCCCAGCCUGUGUGGAUACUGGGGGCUACCCCAGCCCAGGUGCAGCACCUUGCACAUGGUCAAGUGUAUUGCACAUGUACAGUAUAUUUAUUUGUGUGGUUUUACGCCAUUACAUGAUUGGAAUAUGCAAACUUGGCCUCAGUUAUGGUGUGACUGUACAUCUUGUAAGCAAAGGGUAUUGUACUAAACUGUCUUUUUUCUUUUCAAAGUAUUAAGUAGAAUUUUAGACCUUUGGCAUCUUUUUAUUUCCAUACAUCAUAUACUGAAGAUUCAAAACAGUGCUAUACAUUUAUAGAAAGAUACGUGUGUAAACUAGUUUUUGAUUUUUUAAUGACUUUGAAAUAUGUGGAGAUAUUUUAAAACAAAAAUAAAAGCUGAGAAUUCAGCAACAAUAAAAAUCCAUUUUCACUGUGAAACUUCCAAUAUAUUGGAAGCAUCACAAUAAUCAUGUUCUGUAUGUGUCUACACUGGAGUUUCAGUUAUUAUAUAUGAAUUUCCCAGAAUGUGUCUUAAAUUCUUAGUAUCUUUUUGUGCAAAUCCAAUCUUCUAUUUUUAUAUAAAGGUCUAACUUUUACAAAUGUCUCUGGGAUAUGCCUGAAGUUGUGAGAAACCAAAUUAUUAUUAUUAUACUUAAAAAUCUCUAAACCUUGACAUUCACUUUUGCUGUCAGAUUCUAAAUAAUGUUCACAAUUACCUAUUACUACUGCUGUGUCAGUAGUAAUUACUCUUCUCUAACAAAACAACCAAACUCAACUCAUACCUUCAGGCUGCUACUGCUUAAUUAGCAGAACUUCUAUUUCAGUGAAUCAGAUUGUGUAUUUGGUUCUAUUUUUCUUGUAUUAAAUUAUAUUUUUUCAUAUCUAUAUUUGCACUGUUUAAAAUCUCUGAUUUUCUUAGCUGAGCCUUCUCUUAUUAUUUAUUGCUUUGAAAGAAUUUGGCCUAUCAUGUAUCAGAAAUAUAUAGAAUUAAGCUUGAAUUAAUCCUUAAACAUCACUGGUCCUAUAAAUCUCAUUAUCUCUGCUUGUAAUGAAAUGAACAGCUUCACAGAAAAAGAAGAUUCUAGAAUCAAACUCUGCCCCCAUUAUGCCAACCUAAGAGUUCAAAGAAUUCAUGUUAGUUGUUCUUAAAUUAAUUUAAAAUUCAAAAUAUCAACAACUAUUUUAUUUUUAUUCUAGUAUCCAAAUUCCCCAAACAUAUACAUCAAGCCUGUGUAUAUUCUGGGUUUGUUGCAAAAUGAGAAACACUUGAACUUCCUUUCAUUUUAAGCAUGUUCAAAUCUAGAGAUGAAAAAUAAAAUACUUGCAUGAUGUUUUUUCAGAAUUAAAGUAUUUUUAUAUGUCUUUAGACAUGUUUUGUAUUGAAUGAGAGACCAGUGGAUCCUUGAAAAUGGAGGUUUGUGAAUACAUUUUUUGAAAAAAACAACUAUUACAUGGGUCAACAGAUAUUUGAUACUUUAUUUUAGUUCACAAAUUUUCAAUUUCAAGUAGUUGGAAAGCCCAGAUUUAUCCUCCCUUUUAAGCCUUAAUGAGGAUUCAAUUGGAAAGAACAUAAUUAAUUUUUAUUUCACAAUUUUUUUGAAAAAUAAAUUAUAAGAAAAGCAAUAAUUGGUCAGGCUAAGGUCUUUGAGUCUUGUCUCCAGUAGCUGACAAGUGGUAGAUGCUUCUAAAAAGAAAGCAAGUGUCCAGUGAUUUUUUUUUCCUAACACAACUUCUCAGCCUCUUGGAAAUCAAUAAUUUUGUUUUUUUUAACAGAAAAAAGGUUCAGUAAAUAUAUCAAAUAAACUAAAAAAUGUUUGCAUUCUUUCUUUUUUCCAAAACCAAAUAAGUUUGUUUCAGGGUAUUUAUUUGAUUGUUCCUCCUCCAAUAUGCAGCUAUUUCAGAGAUUGGUGGUGAUAUACAAGUACAAUACUUUUUUAUCCAACAUUCUAGACAUUAACAGAAAACCCUGUUGUUGCUGGAGACAGACAGGAGCCUAAACUACUACAAAUGAGAUUUUCACAUAAAAAUGAAGAACAAUUAACAAUUAUGACUUCUAACCUAACUUUGUCUGUAAUGGCAUUCUAAAAGGUGUACAUUUCUUAAAAGGCUUGCAGAAUUGAAUGUCCUGGACUGUUUCCUGUUUCACUAUUGCAGAGUGAAACCAAACAAGGUUGAAGCAUUGCGCUUCAUUCCUUUACAUAAAAUUAACGUCUAAAAUCUUAGAACAAACAUAUCAAAUCUUGGAUAAUUUUAAUGGGAUAAAUACCACUCUACGUUCUACCCCAGUCCUGCACAUGAAACCUAAUUAAAAUCACUAGAAUGGGCUGGUAUAACUGAGAGUAGAAUUUCAUACCUCUGAACAGAUUUAGGCAGAAAGUAUUACCAUUGACAAUCUGACUACAUUUGAAAAUUAAAUACGCUGCUAUUAUUUUAUGGUAGUUUUACAUUUCUGUGGAUUAUGUAGUUAACAUUCAUGUUCCCUACAAUUAUUUAAUUAUUUUGAUGCAAUAGUGAUAAUGUUGCAGAACUAUGAUAUUGUACUAACUGAAAAAUACUGUCAAAGUCCAUAGAUAUUGUACUGUAAUGAAUCCACUGACAGUAUAUGCAGAAAUGUAUUGGCCCUCUUUCCUAUGCAAAAAGUUACUUCAUCAUUAAAUUUCUUCAACAAUGACAAUAUUGCAAAAUUUUAAACUGCCAAAGAUGUCUGGAGAGAGUAAUGAUGAGUCAUUCCUAUUUUCAAAUUGUGUGUAGAAAAUUAAAAAUGUGUUUUAACUUUAUAUGUUACUUGAAAGGUUGAAAUAUUAAAGUAUUAAUAAAUAGACAGUAUUUUUAGAUCAACUAUGUGAAGACAUUUUGUGAAAUAUUUGUGCUACAAAAAUGACAUAUUUAGUCCUGUUAGGCCAUGUAUUUACUUCUAACUGGAAGAGCAUGUUGACUUGUUAUUUAAUAUUUUGUAGUGUUCUUUAAGGACCAAUUCAUUCUAACAAAACACUGUUAAGCCUGAAGGUAAACAAU
Molecule: messenger RNA, 5738 nt
Organism: Serinus canaria (Common canary)
Lineage: Eukaryota; Metazoa; Chordata; Aves; Passeriformes; Fringillidae
Gene: STEAP2
Product: STEAP2 metalloreductase
Exons: 5
Coding region: 108-1577 (489 amino acids)
Biological process (GO): copper ion import
Cellular component (GO): endosome; plasma membrane
Molecular function (GO): ferric-chelate reductase (NADPH) activity; cupric reductase (NADH) activity
Source: RefSeq, a predicted model, not a curated record